Messenger RNA from Cutaneotrichosporon oleaginosum, 1986 nucleotides. RefSeq lists its product as uncharacterized. Lineage: Eukaryota; Fungi; Basidiomycota; Tremellomycetes; Trichosporonales; Trichosporonaceae. The record is from RefSeq and is a predicted model, not a curated record.
AUGUCAACAGCACCGCCAGCCACGAGCUCUGCCCCGACCGCCGCGGUUGCUGUCUCAGAACCCCAAACAGCAGCCGCAGGAUCCACAGCCACCACUCCUCGCAAGGUCGACGCUCCCACCAUCCUCACAACGUUGCACACCCUUCUACGCGCGCACUGCCAAGCCCACCCCUCUCCAACCCUCCCCUACCUGCACCCCUACGCACCCCUCCCUCCCGCGCCAUGGAAGGGAAAGGCGCGUGCGGAGCUGCCCUCUGCUGAGGGGCAGCUCGAGGCGCUACGCGCCAUGCGUGAUGUGGUCGACGGCGCGCGUGGUGUCUUGGGGCGGCGAGACGAGGUCGAUCGCGUCCGUCUGGCGCGAGCUAUGCGCGAAGUAAUUACGCACGAGUCAUCGCUCCUUCCCCUUGGAACGACGCUUGCCUCCCUCCCGCCAUGCGAGCCACGACUCGACGCUAUUGUUCCCCUUCCUCCAGCCGAGUUACUAUCCGCCCUCGGCAAGCGCCUGGGCCUGCAGGUGUUCGCCGAGGACAGCCAGUUUGGUCUGCUGCGCACAUCGUUGACUCUUGCUGGAUCAAGAUUCGUCGUUGAUGUUGACCUCGAGACGGAUGCGGCCGAGGGCGACCAGACUGAGCCGCCUACCGCGGCGGGCACGCCUGUCGCCUCGACGGCUUUUGGGCUGUCGCUGACGCCGCUCACGCAGACGUUAGCCGCGACACCUACACCAGCCAAGGUGCCUCCAGCAGAUGAGCGCGGCAAGGUGCGCUUGGCCAAGCUCACAGCGUCGCAUGUCACGCCCUCAGGUGAAGCGGGUAAAACCGACUCUGUCGCGCAGGUUCUCCGCGUCCUGCUCGAGGAGCACCUGGCGUGCUACAAUUCGCGUGGAGCACGAGGGAAGGAAGCCAGCUACGCAGCGUGUGCGGCGCUUGAGAGCGCGCUCGCCGAGCUCAAGGCCCUCGACGAGUUGGCAGAGGCAGCCAAGGGCAAUGACGCCGACCUCUUCCUCGACCUCGAAACCCUAGCAGCUGGUGUCGCGAGCGCAGCCCAGGACGGCGCCGAGACGCGCGUCUACACCGAACCCAAGGCCGGCAUCUACCCUUCCUUCCGCCUCCUGCCUGGCGCGCCAGGACGCGCCAACCCCUCGUUUCGGUUCCGUCCGAUGGGACGCGGCGAGAAUGUGCCGCCUCCGCCUCCAGAAGUCGGAAUAGCUGUCGACGCCGAGCCAAUGUGCCGUGGCGCAUGGCUGCUGGAGUUUGUCGAUGACAAUCCGUUCUCUUCGGAGGGCGGGCGCGGCCUUGUCGUCCGUCGCACUUGGCUGCUCUCUGAGCAGCCGCAGGAGGGCCACGACGAUGCAGCAUCCGUAUCCCUCGCGAACGGAAUCAAGGCGGAGGGCCUCCUGCACCAGGCGGCGCUCGAGGAGCCGCGCAACGCGUCUCCCGCCCUCCCGCUCUUUCCAUACACGACACUCUUCGAGCACAAGACUGAGGGCGUGGGCCAGUGCUGGUCGCUAGCAGAGCCUGGUCCGGACGGCUACAUCGUAGGCCGCGUCGGCCUGCCCUCAUCUUGGGCAGCUUUUGGGCGCCUCGCGACGGCGCUGCGCGCCCAGCUCGUCCUCAAUGCGCUCUUCACGAGCGCCUUCGACCCCGCGCAUGCCGCCAGCGGCACAGACGGCGACGACGACUUGGACCUCGAUGUCGACCUCGACGCCCCGCCGUCUGCGCUUCCGCUCACGGCGACGCUACACGCGCACAGCAUGCGGGCCGCCUUCCCCUUCCCCUCCUCCGCCGCCGAGCCGCCGACUGUCACGCUCGAGCUGCGGCCCGCGCCCGCACACCCAUACGUCGCGGUGAGCUGGGACGCUGAGCCGGCGCUCGGGCCUGAAGAGAGUGCCAAGAUGAACUCGGCUGCGGCGGUGGCUGCCCCCGGCGGCGCGGGCGACGUGUGCGCGGACGCUGUGCAGAUCCUCGUGCGUGUUCUCGCCGCGCUGUAA